Messenger RNA from Papilio polytes (common Mormon), 1600 nucleotides. RefSeq lists its product as uncharacterized. Lineage: Eukaryota; Metazoa; Arthropoda; Insecta; Lepidoptera; Papilionidae. The transcript is spliced from 2 exons. The record is from RefSeq and is a predicted model, not a curated record. The coding region runs from base 495 to 1310 and encodes 271 amino acids.
UCACGGUUCAAAUGGAAACCAUAUAUAAACUGUUUUUUUUUUUUAACUUUUUUGCCGGUUUCUUUUUACUUUCUUUGAUUAGACAAAAUAUUAUCAUAUUAACAAUUCAUCAAUCUAGGCGCUACCAUUUCAUUCUAUAGAUCUACAUCAUGCAAAUUCCAUCGUAUCCACUAAUCGGGUUUGAAGAUCGAUUAUUUCCAAUGAACAUGCCUCCGUGCGUCCGACACGAUAAGUUAAAUUAUAACAGAAACAAUUUGUUACUGAUAAGAUUACAUUAUUCAAACUGCGCCUGACACUCGGCGCAAUCUUAUCUAAUAAAUCGCGAGUACCCAUUCCGUUAACAUCAGCGGUCGUUAGAUCACUAAACAAAAAUACUGAAGAAAAACAGUGCAAUAAACAGUUUAAGAAAACAUAAACCACAGUUGAAAACAGUUUCGAGACAAAUUGUGCUUUGCUGUGUUAAGAAUAAAGUUGUAUAUUGUGUAGAAGUGUCGAUGAUUUUAAUUCUAAGUGGUAUAAUGUGUUCAGUUUUGAUGUUGAAACUCAGAGGAUUUAAGGCUUCGUUUAAUUUGUUGUCGGGAAACAAGCGUGGCGGGGAAAAGUAUGAAAAGUCUGAUAUACCUGUACUGGGCGCUUAUAGGAGGAACAAGGAGGAAUAUUAUGUUGUCAACAACAUUCCUAACAAUUCCCCUAGAAAGUUAACACCUAUAAAUAACUCCAAUCAACCGAGGCAACGUAUCCAACACGCUAAAAGCACUAGCAAUUUAUUAACUGUUGAAGACGUACAUCAAAACACAAGAAAAAGUACAAGCGAUAUACCGUCUUCGGGUCGCGAAAGAAAACAAAGCAAUAACGAACAACGGAAAAUAGAAUCACAGAAACCAGAACAACGAAAGAGGGAGAAACCACCUCGUAAACAAGAGAACCUAAAGAAGUUGACAAGAGAAACAAAUGAACAGCCACAUCAAGACAAACCUAGAAAAGAGAAGAAGAAAGGCCGAGCACCCAAACCACCGAUACAGCAACAUCCAGAUUACUCCAGCAACACUCUAGAAAGUUCCAUUAGUAGGAGUAGCGGCCCACCGCCGUACUCCGCUGAAGUAAUACCUAAUGAAAACGAUAACACUGGCAAUACCAGCUUUAGUAAGCCAGUGGAAGAGAGCAGUUGGGAUCUUGUGUCGCAACACAGGGAACAAUUAAAUAGACCGCAGACUAAAUCUACUACAAAGCCAAAGAGUAGAGUUCUUGAUUUAAACUAUAAUGCAGUUACACAGACCUCUGUGGAGGUUAAAAAUAACAGCGAAGUAUAAUUGAAAUAUAAAUUAAUGCGUUCACAAUAACAUGAGAUGCACUCGCUCUCUUGCUCCAACUCAGCCGGUUUUUAGAAAACUAUCGGUGCUGUCAUCGGAUGCAGGUAUAAUGUUAUUUUACAUGAGUAGCAAUACGUUUAGUGUUAAAUUUAUACAUCAAAAUUACCUAGUCUUAUCUUAUCGCUGUGUUAACUAUUGUACGUACUUAAAGAAAGGAAAUUAUUCUUCAUGGAUAAUUUAUAAAUUCAUAAGAAAAAAUCUAUUUUUAUUGUUGACAAGUUUAAUUUCUA